GUUGAUAUGGGUAUCCGCACUGUUCACGAAAUUGUUCCCAUAUCUUCUUGUCGGCUUCUUCUUCGGAAAGGUUCGCAAGACUCGCCAAGUAUAUCUAUAUGUGAUAACUCUAUCUCAUCUCUCUCUCUCUCACAGUGGCGACUUCUCAAUAUUUUUCUUGUUUGUUCUAGGUUUUUCCCUGAUGCCCAUGAUUUUCCCUGGCACACAUGAGUAGUGCUCUCUAUUGUUUAUUAAUUUCCUGGAAUCGGAUCGAUUCCCUUUGAGCUUUAAUUUUCCCAGAAAUUUCUAAGCGGAUCUGAUAAGGCGACGUUCGUGGAUCUUUCUUGUAUUACAUGACAUGGGGCUCAGGCUUUUAAGUUUUCGUGAAGAACAUUAGUAGCAAAGCACGGUGAUGGAUGUUGAAGGAAAAGCUUUGAAGGCAGGUGGUUGGAGUUCGAGUACUCCAACUCUGGCUUCAUCUAGGAAGCGCAGAAAGACUUGUUGUUUGGCGGUGAUCGGCACUACAAUCGGCAUCGUGAUAUUGAUUGUCAUAUUGGCUUUCACGGUGUUCAAAGCCAAGCGUCCGGUGACAACUUUCGACGACUUAAGCAUCAAAGACCUCGACUUCUCCUUCGACAUUGCCAGGCUCGCCGUGCGCUUGAACGUCACUCUGGAUGUCGAUGUCUCCGUCAAGAAUCCCAACAAGGUCGGCUUCAAGUACUCCAACUCCACCGUCAUUCUCAACUAUAGAGGCGAGCUUGUCGGUGAAGCCCCUCUGCUCCCCGACAAGAUAUCUGCUGGCGAAACCAAGCACAUGAACCUGUCGCUCACCGUCCUUGCCGACCGCUUGCUCUUCAACACUAAGCUUUACUCCGAUGUCACCUCCGGUAUCCUACCCUUCAACACCUACAUCAAACUUCCUGGAAAAGUCAAAAUCCUUUUUUUUAAUAUCCACGCCACUACGUCCUCAUCUUGUGAUUUCGAUAUCUACAUCUCCAAUCGAACCAUUAGCGAGCAACGAUGCAAAUAUAAGACAAAAUUUUAAGUAUCAAUAGCAAGUACGUAAUAUCUUUUUUUUUU
Molecule: messenger RNA, 1059 nt
Organism: Carya illinoinensis
Lineage: Eukaryota; Viridiplantae; Streptophyta; Magnoliopsida; Fagales; Juglandaceae
Exons: 2
Coding region: 392-1024 (210 amino acids)
Source: RefSeq, a predicted model, not a curated record